Molecule: messenger RNA, 1060 nt
Organism: Leptopilina boulardi
Lineage: Eukaryota; Metazoa; Arthropoda; Insecta; Hymenoptera; Figitidae
Product: odorant receptor 4-like
Exons: 2
Coding region: 17-1060 (347 amino acids)
Biological process (GO): detection of chemical stimulus involved in sensory perception of smell; sensory perception of smell
Cellular component (GO): plasma membrane
Molecular function (GO): odorant binding; olfactory receptor activity
Source: RefSeq, a predicted model, not a curated record
GGUCACAAGUGUUACAAUGGAAAUAACUCUAGGAUGUUGUACCUCAGAGGAAAGAGUGGAUUUCAUUGAAUUUCAAAAAUUAGGAACAAUAGCAGCAAUAAAAGUUUUAUCGCUGAGAUUACAUAGAAAAUAUCUUGCGAAAAUUCUUUCUUCCGUCAGUGAUGAAUUGAAUUUAAUGAAAGAAAUGAAAUAUAAAAAAAUUAUGAAAAAAUACGUGAGUCGUGGAAAUUUUGUAUUUUAUGCUCAAUCAAUUUCCACGGCUACAAUUAUUUCAUUAGAAAUUUUGUCAAGUUUGGCAUUCUCGGGUGAAAUGGAAAAUAAUAAUUCUUUGUCAAAUGACAGUAGUACAAAUAAAAUUAUUAUUGAACGAGGAUUUCCUGUACGUACCAAGUGUCUUUUUAUGAAUGUUUCGACAAGUUCAUAUUUGACAAUUAGUUUUGUGCAAAGCAUUCAAUUGAUUUCAACAGCAUUUGGAAAUGUUGGAAUGGAUAUUUUUUUCUUUAAUUUAUCAAUGCUUGUCUGUGGACAAUUAGAAAUUUUAUAUGAAGAAAUUUCUCAAUUUGAAGGUACAAUUGAUGUUAAAGAGACAAAAUUGAAAAUUAUUGAAUUAAUAAAAAGACAUCAACUUUUAUGGGAAGAGGCACAAUUUUUGGAAAAGACAUUUAAUUUGAUGAUUUUAAUGCAACUUGUUGUUAAUAUUACUGGAAUUUGUUCGUAUGGAAUUCAAUGCCUGGCAAAUAUGCAAAUCUACGGAUUAUUAGGUGGAAUUAAAUCAAUUUUUGCUUCCGAACUUUUAAUGGUCCAAUUAUUUUUAUAUUCAUUUGCGGGAGAAAAUUUAUCUUCAAGAAUAAUGAAAUUAUCAUUUGCAAUAUAUCAAAUAUCAUGGUAUAAUUUGCCAAAAAAAUUAUCCCAAGAUUUAUAUUUUAUUUUAAUGAUUACGGAAAAACCAUUUACUUUAACAGCAGGAAAAAUGUUCCCAAUGAAUAUGAAAACAUUUUCAAGCAUAUUAAAAGCGACAUUUUCAUUUUUCUCUCUUCUCAGAUUAAUGUAUCAUGUUUAA